Molecule: messenger RNA, 3651 nt
Organism: Gamsiella multidivaricata
Lineage: Eukaryota; Fungi; Mortierellomycota; Mortierellomycetes; Mortierellales; Mortierellaceae
Product: DNA-directed RNA polymerase II subunit RPB2
Exons: 7
Coding region: 1-3651 (1216 amino acids)
Biological process (GO): DNA-templated transcription
Cellular component (GO): RNA polymerase II, core complex
Molecular function (GO): DNA-directed RNA polymerase activity; DNA binding; ribonucleoside binding
Source: RefSeq, a predicted model, not a curated record
AUGGAUGAUCAAGAGUACUACUUGGACGAGGAGGAGGAGGCCAUCACGCAGGAGGACUGCUGGGCUGUGAUCUCAUCCUUCUUCGAGGACAAGGGUCUGGUCCGACAGCAACUCGACUCCUUUGACGAGUUCAUCCAGAAUACAAUGCAGGAACUAGUUGAUGAAAAUUCGUCUCUUAUUCUUCAGACAUCUAGUCAGCAUUCUGGUGCCGAAGGCGAUGUUACUAAACGCUACGAGAUCAAUUUUGGACAGAUCUACUUGUCCCGUCCGAGUAUGACCGAGUCCGAUGGUUCGACGCAGCCCAUGUACCCUCAUGAAGCUCGUUUACGUAGUUUGACGUAUGCCGCACCGUUGUAUGUGGACAUGAAGAAAACGGUCAAGGUAGCAAACCCUCACCACGAAAAGAACAAGGACAAGACCAACCCUCACGACAUGUUCAUGGAGGAAGAGGAUGGCGAUGGUGGCGAUAUGAACAAGAUCUUUAUCGGAAUGGUGCCCAUCAUGCUCAAGUCGACCUACUGCAUGCUCACUGGUCUGGAUGAUAGCGAACUCCAAAAGAUGAACGAGUGUCAAUACGAUCAGGGAGGAUACUUUGUCAUCAACGGAUCGGAAAAGGUCUUGAUUGCUCAGGAGCGCAUGGCGACCAACACGGUUUACGUCUUCAGCAAACCUCUCGGAAACAAGUACUCUUACACUGCUGAAAUCAGGAGCUCAGUUGAACGUGGGUCCAAGAACGCAUCGCCAUGCUGGGUCAAAUUGCUUGCUCGAUCGGCUGAGCGUGCUGGAACUGGUCAGACAAUCGAGGCGACCCUUCCCUAUAUUCGUGACGGUGUUCCCGUCGUAGUGGUCUUCCGCGCAUUGGGUCUUGUUGCCGAUCGUGAUGUUCUGGAGCACAUUUGUUACGACCGGAACGAUUAUCAAAUGCUGGAGAUGUUGAAGCCCUGUAUUGAGCAGGCUUUCGUCAUUCAGGAUAAAGAGGUCGCGCUGGAUUAUAUUGGCAAGCGUGGAACGACUGUGGGUGCAACGAAGGAGAAGCGUACAAAGUAUGCGACCGAGAUUCUACAGAAAGAGUUCUUACCACACGUCGGAACACAAUCGCACAACCAAACACGAAAGGCAUACUUUUUCGGCUACAUGAUUCAUCGUCUCUUACUGGCUGCGCUCAACCGACGUGACGUUGAUGAUCGUGAUCAUUACGGAAAGAAGCGCAUGGAUCUUGGUGGCCCAUUGUUGGGAGGACUAUUUAAGAUGCUCUUCCUAAAGCUAACCAAAGAUGUCGGCAAGUAUCUCCGCAAGUGCAUUGAUACGAACAAGGAUUUCGUUCUGUCGGUCGCUGUCAAGUCGAACACCAUCACGAACGGGCUCAAGUAUUCGCUCGCGACAGGCAACUGGGGAGAACAGAUGAAGGCCAUGCAGUCUAGAGCCGGUGUCUCCCAGGUGUUGAACAGGUACACAUUCGCCUCGACCCUGUCCCAUUUGCGUCGCUGCAACACCCCCAUCGGACGUGACGGAAAGAUUGCCAAACCCCGUCAGCUUCACAACACUCAUUGGGGUAUGGUCUGUCCAGCAGAAACCCCUGAGGGACAAGCCUGUGGUCUAGUCAAGAACUUGGCACUAAUGACCGCCAUCUCGGUCGGUUCGCCCUCUGCACCCAUUAUUGAGUUCUUGGAGGAGUGGGGUAUGGAGAACUUGGAAGAGUUGACCGCCAACAACAUCCAGGAUGCGACUAAGGUCUUUGUGAACGGAGUGUGGGCUGGUGUUCACCGCGACCCUAGCAGUCUUGUCAAUACAUUGAAGCGUCUGAGGAGAAACCUGGAUAUCAACCCCGAGGUGUCUAUUGUCAAGGACAUCAGAGAAAAGGAGUUGAGAAUGUACACAGAUGCAGGACGCUGCCUGAGACCGCUGUUCGUUGUCGAAGAUCAGAGGUUGCUGCUGAACAAGGACCACGUCGAUGCACUCACUAGACCGCCGUUCAUCAACGAGGAAGGAAAGACAGAGGAACCCUGGACAUGGCACGACUUGCUGAGUCAUGGUAUCGUGGAGUUCGUGGAUGCGGAGGAGGAAGAGACUAUCUUGAUCUGUAUGACGCCAGAGGACUUGGCAGAGUCACGACAGGUGCAUCAUGUCCAGCAGCCUCGGGAUGCUUCCGGAAGACUGAAGGGUGCCUCGUCAUCAUCGUUACAUACCUGGACUCACUGUGAGAUUCAUCCAAGUAUGAUUCUCGGUAUUUGCGCCAGUAUCGUUCCCUUCCCUGAUCACAACCAGUCGCCUCGUAACACAUAUCAGUCCGCUAUGGGUAAACAAGCCAUGGGAAUUUAUGUUACCAACUACCAGGUCCGCAUGGACACACUCGCCAACAUCCUGUACUACCCGCAGAAGCCUCUUGCAACAACGCGCUCGAUGGAAUAUCUCCGCUUCCGUGAGUUGCCAGCCGGUCAAAACGCUAUCGUUGCCAUUCUUUGUUACUCUGGAUACAACCAGGAAGAUUCUGUCAUUAUGAACCAGUCUUCGAUCGAUCGUGGUCUAUUCCGCAGUCUGUACUUCCGCACAUACAUGGACCAGGAGAAAAAGAUUGGUAUGACGACCAUGGAGGAGUUUGAGAAACCUACGCGCGAACAUGUCCUGCGCUUGCGCCAUGGAACAUAUGAGAAGCUGGAUGACGACGGUCUGAUUGCGCCAGGAACGCGUGUCUCGGGAGACGAUAUCAUCAUCGGAAAGACCAAGCCGAUUCCGGAAGAGUCGACUGAGAUGGGUCAGCGCACAGGAACGCAUACGAAGCUGGAUGCUUCGACACCGCUCAAGAGUACGGAGACGGGUAUUGUCGACCAAGUCAUGUUGACGACCAACCACGAGGGUGUUAAGUUCGUGAAGGUCCGAGUUCGAUCCACACGUGUGCCUCAGAUGGGAGACAAGUUUGCAUCGCGUCACGGUCAGAAAGGAACAAUUGGUAUUACAUACAGACAGGAGGACAUGCCAUUCACAUGCGAGGGUAUCACGCCGGACAUUAUCAUCAACCCACACGCUAUUCCGUCUCGUAUGACGAUCGGACAUUUGGUCGAGUGUCUGUUGUCGAAGGUAUCGACGUUGGAGGGCAGUGAGGGAGACGCAACACCGUUCACGGAUGUGACAGUCGAGGCAAUCUCGGAGGCGCUGAAGAAGCACAACUACCAGCAGCGUGGAUUCGAGGUCAUGUAUAACGGACACACGGGUCGCAAGUUAGCCGCACAGGUGUUCUUGGGUCCGACAUACUACCAGCGUCUGAAGCACAUGGUGGACGACAAGAUCCAUUCGCGUGCGCGUGGUCCCGUCCAGAUCUUGACGCGUCAGCCUGUCGAGGGAAGGAGUCGUGACGGAGGAUUGCGUUUCGGAGAGAUGGAGCGCGAUUGUAUGAUUUCUCACGGAGUGGCCCAGUUCUUGAAGGAGCGUCUGUUUGAUGCGUCGGAUGCGUAUCGGGUCCAUGUGUGUGAUUUGUGUGGACUGAUGGCGAUUGCGUCGUUGUCGAAGAACAGCUUUGAGUGCCGGUCGUGUAAGAACACGACACAGAUCUCACAGAUCCAUAUCCCGUACUCGAUGAAGCUGUUGGUCCAGGAACUAAUGGCAAUGUCGAUUGCGCCCAGGUUGUUCACGGUUGACUCUGCAGCGAGGCAGUAG